Vespa mandarinia (Asian giant hornet) is the source of this 2399-nucleotide messenger RNA. RefSeq names its product sorting nexin-4. NCBI's taxonomy places the organism in Eukaryota, Metazoa, Arthropoda, Insecta, Hymenoptera, Vespidae. The record is from RefSeq and is a predicted model, not a curated record. Gene Ontology annotation, cellular component: SNARE complex; early endosome membrane; plasma membrane. Gene Ontology annotation, biological process: positive regulation of autophagosome assembly; protein transport. Gene Ontology annotation, molecular function: phosphatidylinositol-3-phosphate binding.
GAAGUUUGACAUUUGGUCAGCCUGCACGUACGUGUCCCUUCAUAUCCCGCUCUAUCACGCGUCUGUAACGGAGUGAUAUGAAAGCUGUUUGACGAGUCCUUAAUCUUACCGAACCAUUAAAUUUCACGUUCGGAGUCAUGGAAGACGUUUUUCAAAACGGUAAUUAUUGUAACGAGGCGAAUGCAAAUAUGAGCACUUCGGAGGCAUCAAAAGAGGAUUCUUUAUUGGAUCAUAUGGAAAUUUCAAUAGUUGAGGCUGAAAAGCGAUCUAAUGGACCAUUAAAUUUAAGAGAAUUCUAUACUGUGUACCUUGUUGAAACUAAAGUUACAGAUCUUGAUUUCAAGGGUGCUCUAAGCAUCACAAGUUCAUUAUGGAGACGUUAUACUGAUUUUGAAUUAUUAAGAACAUAUUUAGACAUUGCAUAUCCGUAUAUUGUAUUACCACCAUUGCCAGAAAAAAGAGUAUUAUACGCAUGGCAGAAAGUUACAACAGAUACUUUUGAUCCAGAUUUUGUAGAUCGACGAAGAGCAGGAUUAGAGAAUUUCUUGCUAAGAGUAGCAUCACAUCCUGUACUUUCUCAAAAUGAACACUUCAUGGGAUUUCUACAACAAAAGGAAGGCUGGAGGGAACAUAUUCAAGAGAUAAGUUAUUUACGUUUAGCAGAGUCUAAGUUAAAAGCUCUCAGUGUAGCUGUUCGUUUAAGAAAACCAGAUAAAAGAUUUGAAACAUUAAAGAAUUAUGGAAUUGAACUUCAGAACAAUCUCUGCAAUCUUCUUAGAGUACGAGCUCGUCUUGUGGAAAAACAAUACAGUUUAUAUAAAUUACAUGCUAAUUAUGGCCGUGUGUUUAGUGAAUGGAGCGCUAUAGAGAAAGAAAUGGGAGAUGGUUUACAGAAAUCAGGACAUUACUUGGACUCAUUAGCAGCUACAAUUGAUACAACACUUGAAGAAGAAGAACUUAUAGCGGAUCAAUUGAAGGAAUGGCUCUUUGGAGCUUCAGCUUUACAAGCUGUUGUUAGACGAAGAGAAGCUUUACAGGUAGCUAGAGAUGAAGCACAGGAUGCAUUGAUAGCUGCGUGCGAACAAAAAGACAGAGUGAUACAAGGAAAAGCAGGAUUAAUGUCCCGACUAUUUGGAUCUGUCGAUACUGAAGAAGUACGAGAGUUAAAAAUUCUUCGAUUGGAGCAUAGAAUUACACAACAGAAUGAUAUCGUUAAACAAGUCGAUGAGGAUUUAAAAUCCUUUUCUAACAAGGCUAUGAUAGAUAUAGAUAGAUUUCAACAUCAAAAGGUCAUCGAUUUGAAAGAAACUUUGGCAGCUUACUGUGUUCUACAAUUUAAACUAGCUAGAAAGAGUCUUCAAACUUGGCAGCAUAUUAAGGAAUGUCUUGAAAGUAUACCGUAAAUAUACCGUAAGUAAAAAUAAUUUCAAAAUGCGAUUUCUAAUCGAUGUGAAAAAAAUAAUCAUUCCAAAUUUUUCGCGCGAUCUAUAUAUAUACAUACACAUAUGUAUAUAUAUGUACAUAUAUAUAUAUAUAUAUAUAUAUAUGUAUAUGUAUAUGUAUAUGUAUAUGUAUAUAUAUUUCUAUAUUUAUGAAUUCACUGAACUGUACGCUUAUUAAUAUUAUUAAUAUAUAAGAAUUUUUUUAUCAUUAAUUUAAUCCCGUAUGGGUGUGUGCGCAUGCGUUAUUUUGUACGCACACACACAUAUAUGUAUGUAUACUAUUACCAUCGCGUUUGGGUGUAUAAAUUUAUUGUAUAAUGUUAUUUCGUAUUUAUAUGCAUUUAGUCGAACGUGACGUAUUCGUUAAUCGAUACGUAAAAAAGAUAUUAUUAUAUUAAGACGACAUAUUUUAAUCAGGUUAAAUAUGUGAAAACAUUAUCACAUUUGAUAGUACAUUUACUUAUAGAAUUUUGCAAAUUACAUUCUUUUUCUUUGAUAUUACAUGACACCAAAUUUAUCAAUACUUUUUUUUGUUUAUUUUCUUUUUUCUUUUCUUUUCUUUUUUUUCUUUCUUUUCUUUUUUCUUUUUGUCUUUUUUUUUUUUAUUUUAUCGUGUUUUCUAUAACAAUGUUCAAAGAAAAGGCUUCGUUUGUGCUUUAUCUACUAUAAAACAAUCAUUUAAUUAAAUUCGUACACGUUCAAUAUCACCGUAUAUUCGUAUCUUUCGUUAUAUUUCUGAUAUAUAAACAAACUUUGUUGUAUUUAACAUAGAAAAUAAUUCCAAAUCUCUAUAUAUCAUUGUUUUCUUAAAAGGUAAAUGUUACUCAUUUUACUAAGUGUAUUUUUACAAGUUCAAUAUGUAACCUCCAGUGCUUUAAGUAAGUAAACGGUGCCUGAUUGAAAUGAAUUAUUUUAUACAAAAAAAUAAAAAAAUAAAAAAAAAUAAAAAAUAAAAAA